Molecule: messenger RNA, 1650 nt
Organism: Glycine soja
Lineage: Eukaryota; Viridiplantae; Streptophyta; Magnoliopsida; Fabales; Fabaceae
Product: metalloendoproteinase 2-MMP-like
Exons: 1
Coding region: 295-1422 (375 amino acids)
Biological process (GO): proteolysis; collagen catabolic process; extracellular matrix organization
Cellular component (GO): extracellular matrix
Molecular function (GO): metalloendopeptidase activity; zinc ion binding
Source: RefSeq, a predicted model, not a curated record
CGUAGUAUUCCGUACUGUCUGAAUGAAGUUGAACAACCCUCAGCGCUGACGUUUGCAUAGGCCAGGCUGAUCUUCAAAGUACUCAACAGUUACUGCUGAAAUUUCCCAAAGAAGAAGCCCCAAAUUUUUCAAAAGCUCAUCACAUCACGCCAUUCACCACCAAGUACCAAAUUAUUCUUCUCAGCCAGACUUAAAAUGCAUCCUUCAACACUUCUUAAUUCUUAUACCUCCUUUCCACUCCUCAACUUUCUCAGAACAAAACAAAAUUCCUUUCCAUUUUCUUACUAACCAAACAUGAAGAACAAACCCAUCAUCCUUGCUCUCUUAAUUUCCUUCUCUCUCACAAACGUAGUCGUUUCAGCUCGACUCUUUCCCAACGUCUCCUCCUGGCUCGACUCCCACGCGCCUCUUCCGAGAGGCGCGUGGGGAGCCUUUCUCAACUUCACCGGCUGCCACCGCGGUGACAAGUACGACGGUCUCGCCAAUUUAAAGUCUUACUUUGAACGCUUCGGUUACAUUCCUCACGCGCCGCCGCCGUCGAAUUUCUCCGAUGAAUUCGACGACGCGCUCGAAUCCGCCAUCAAAACUUACCAGAAGAACUUCAACCUCAACGUCACGGGCGUCCUCGACGAUGCCACGCUCCAGAAGAUCGUGCUGCCGCGGUGCGGCGUCGCCGAUAUAAUCAACGGCACAACCACGAUGAACGCUGGCAAGGAGAACGAGACGGCAUCGUUUAGCAAGCCGAAGUUUCACACGGUGGCGCACUUCAGUCUUUUUCCCGGCAUGCCGCGGUGGCCGGAGGGAACGCAGGAACUGACGUACGCGUUCUUCCCCGGGAACGAGCUGAGCGACACCGUGAAAGGCGUGUUCGCCACCGCGUUCGCGCGCUGGGCGGAGGUGACGUCGCUGAAGUUCCGCGAAUCGGCGUCGUACUUCGGCGCCAACAUCAGGAUCGGGUUCUUCAGCGGGGACCACGGCGACGGGGAGCCGUUCGACGGGAGCUUGGGGACGCUGGCGCACGCGUUCUCGCCGACGAACGGGAGGUUCCACCUGGAUGCCGCCGAGGACUGGGUGGUUUCCGGCGACGUGACGCUGUCGGCGCUGCCGACCGCGGUGGAUUUGGAAUCCGUGGCGGUGCACGAGAUUGGGCACUUGCUAGGGUUAGGCCACUCGUCGGUGGAAGAAGCGGUUAUGUUUCCGACGAUUUCGUCGCGGAAGAAGAAGGUGGUGCUGGCAAGGGACGAUAUCGAAGGGAUUCAAUUCCUCUACGGUUCCAACCCUAAUUUCAAUGGCUCCACCGCCACGUCAGCACCGGAGAGAGACGCCAGUGACGGUGGUCGUUGCCUCACUUGUGUGGGGCCCUCGUCCGGCGUUUUCACUUUGUUGACUUUUGCCUUUGCACAUUUUGCGUUAUUAAUAUAGGAUUUUUAUUAUUUAUCGUAGAGUAGGGGUAUGAUGCUUUGCACAUUUUAUUAUUUGGACCUGGCUUGGGUUGUCCCUAUUCCUGCCCCUCAGGAUUUAAUAUUUUUUGUUCUUAUAGUUGUUUGGUUUUCCAGUCACAUGGUACACUUUGUAUACAUUCAUAUAGAAUUUUUCUUCGUGUAUAUGAUACUAGUAUAAUAAUAAAAUUUCGUUACAUAAAUCCAAGAA